UUAUGGAAUCUUUCUCUAUUUUUAAUCUCUACUUCGUACGUGGAAGGAAAUCAGACCUAAACAACAAGAAGUUGCUUAAUUGUCAACAAAUAAAACCUGAAUCCUCCUUUCUUUUUUAUGGAUAUAUAUAUAUAUGAUAUUUAUCUUGAUGGAAUGACGGUCCUGCGUGUUAUAAUCUCUUGAUUUUAAUUGAGGUUAGAUUUGACGGGAUGAGAUUAAAAAUAUUUCUUUUGAUUACCUUUCUAAUUGAGUUGUAUUCCUUUUGUUUUAACGUGAAUUUUAAAAAAAAAAACAUUUACAGAUGAAACGGGUUAUUCCGAAAAACAAUAUCAAUAUUUUUUUAUUAUAGAUUUCUAGAAAACAAAUUAUACAUGAUCACCCUGAUAUCACUCUUUACCAGCUUCUUUUUUAACUCAAAUUUCGAAAUUUCUUAUACAAAAAAACGAGUUAAUCGUGAUCGACAAAUUUCUUGAAAGAAUUUUCGUGACCACAUAUACCCCCUUGAUACAGGGUGGUAAUAAAUAGUAGUAGAUGUUGGUGAAAUGUGGCAGACAGUGGUUAGUAUAGUCCUAAAUCAUGGAGUUGAGUAGGGGGCAGAAAAUAAUAAAUUAUGACAACAAUUUCCCCUGAUUGAACCUAAAUAUUGGAGGAUGGGGUUACUAGCCCAUAUUCUACUACUUUCUAAUGUUUUCUCAAUAUAUGCAUACAUACAUUAUAACCUUAAAAAAAAUGAUGAUUGUAGCCCCUUCCGAACUACAUAUAGCUCCACAACAGCUAACAUGAUUGUGAACACGUUCUCAUAAACACCCGAGCUCCUUGUGGGUAUCCCUAAAGAAGUGGAAGUUAUAUGUAACAAGAUGGAAUGCUAACUAGAGCAACUUGCAUAACAAAUAAUAACCUAGCUACCUAGCUAGCUAGUGCAACUUGAGAGUUACUUAAUCAUGUGCAAUUUACUAGGAAGAUUCUCUUUGAAUCCCCAGCUAAAAACCCAACUGGGCAACCGACCCACAGUAGUGAAAGUGGAAAAAAUCAUAUAUCAUGGGACGAACAUGGGCUGGCGCCAUGGAUGAAUACUUUUUGAGUGGAAGGCUUACUCCCCCCCUCUUUUUUGACUCUCCCUUCAUUUCUCUCCUCCUCAGCUUUUUCCCCCCUAGACAACCGUCAUAAUAUGCAGCAACCCACAUUCUCUCAUAAAGAAAUGGAAAUGAUAAGAAAGAAAGAAAAAGAAAGCUCACUUGGUCGGUUCUUGGCCACCAAACCAAAAACAACAAAAUAUUUGUAUAAUGUAAAGAAAUGCUAGCUGCUGCACUUCCACCCAAGUAUAUAUAAGCGUGGGUUUGGCCUUUCUGAUUCUGCCUCUCAUUCCAUACCUGAAUUCGGUUAAACUGUCCCCUCUCCCUCUCUCUUUUCCCUUUUGCAACUUGCCAUACUCUACAAUUUCCUUAUUCCCAAGGGUGAAGAGUACUACAAAGUAAUUAACUUGGCCUCCACUACUUCCCACCACCACCCUCUCUCUUGCCACACACAUAUAACAAAAUUUGGAGACGACAACGACACUUCAAUAUUCUUCUUCUUCUCAGUCACAUUAUUUCAAAGUGAAAGCAUGGAGUUUUCUACAAUCGCAUCACUAUCAUUUCUGCUCGUCACCCUUUCUUCCAUGGUAUGCAACAUGGAGGCUAGGGUUCACCACCACCAUAAACACCAUCACUCUUCGUACAUUUCAGCACCCCCGACGCUCUCACCGGAACCUUCAUCGUCGCCGAAUCCGGGCAUUGCCGCUCCUGCUCCUGCUCCUGCCGACGACGUCGGUGCCUAUCCUGAGACUGAGAGAGUAGUGCUUGAUGUGAGGGGAUUCGGCGCAGUCGGCGAUGGACUCACCGACGACACCAAUGCUUUCAAGAUGGCGUGGGAUGCGGCUUGCCAGAAGAAUGGCUCGGCGGUGAUCCUCGUCCCUAAGGGUUUCACAUUCAUGAUCCAAUCCACAAUCUUCACCGGUCCUUGCCAAACCGGCUUGGUCUUUCAGGUUGACGGGACGAUAAGCCCGCCGGACGGACCGGAGGCGUGGCCGGAGAAGAACAGCCGGAGGCAGUGGCUGGUGUUUUAUAGGGUUAACGACAUGUCACUUGUGGGCGGAGGUGCAUUUGACGGCAGAGGACGCAAAUGGUGGGAUCUUCCCUGUAAACCCCACAAGGUUGCAAUAAAUGGGACCAAGCCACACGGACCAUGCGAUAGUCCAAUCGCUAUAAGAUUCUUCAUGAGCUCCAACUUGAGUGUGGAAAGAAUCCGAGUGAAGGACAGCCCGCAGUUCAACUUCAGAUUCGACAAUUGCAAGAACGUCCACAUCGAAUCCAUCCACAUCACGGCCCCCGCUCUCAGUCCAAACACCGACGGAAUCCACAUCGAGAACUCCAAUGGCGUCGGUAUAUACAAUUCGGUGAUCUCCAAUGGGGAUGAUUGCGUAUCGAUUGGAGCGGGAAGCUACGACGUCGACAUCCGCAAUGUCACGUGCGGACCUAGUCACGGAAUCAGCAUCGGGAGCCUGGGGAACCACAACUCGAGAGCGUGCGUGUCGAACAUAACGGUCCGCGACUCGAUGAUCAGAGCCUCCGACAACGGAGUGAGGAUCAAGACGUGGCAGGGCGGGUCCGGAGCAGUGUCGGGGAUAACUUUCAGCAACAUCCACAUGGAUACCGUCCGGAACCCGAUCAUCAUCGACCAGUUCUACUGCCUGACCAAGGACUGCGACAACCAGACAUCGGCGGUCCACGUGUCGGACGUCGUGUACGAGAACAUUAAAGGCACGUACGACGUCCGCAGCCCGCCGAUCCACUUCGGGUGCAGCGACACCGUGCCGUGCACCAACCUCACGCUGUCGGACGUGGAGCUGCUGCCGGCGAAGGGCGACGUCGUUGCGGACCCUUUCUGUUGGAAUGCCUAUGGGGACUUGGAGACGCUCACAAUUCCCCCGGUGUCUUGCUUGAUGGAAGGCGCGCCGGCGAGGUCCUCGCCGGCGGCGGAUGUCGUGGAUCGUUGUUUGUAGCUCGAAGUGGGAUUUUUAGAGUGUCUAAUGGUUGAAAUUAUGGGGUAAUGUAAGUUAGUGGAAUUUCCAAUUGUUGAUUAUCAGACCAUAUCAUAUGAUGGUGGUUGUGAAACUUUUUUUUUUUUUGUGUGUUUUGCUACCACCUCUACAUUGUAUAAUGUGUUUGAUCUAUAAGAGGAGUAAUGUGAUUAAAUUAAGGAUAAUUUAUGUUUAUUAUUUGAAGCGAAUUGCUUUUGUAGCAUGGAAUUAUAGUAGGUAUGGCUCAAACUAACUUUUGGUGAUGAUACCUUUUGGAUAAAAACCAUUUGUCUUGUCUCGCGAACUUUUGGAUUUGUAUUGUUUGUAGAAUUGAGUGGAUUGUGUAAUUAUAUAUUGUUUAUCCUAAAAGGCAAUAAUACAAGACAACAAAAUAUGUAUAGUAUUAGUACAUGCUUGCUGAACACUUUCCUGUAAUUAUAUAAGUGUUUUUCUUUUCUUUUUGUAUGAAGGAGUAGAAAGUGGUGAAAGAAACAAAUGGAGUUCAGUUUAUAGAAAGUGUUUUCUUAAACAGUAAAAGUGACUGUUCUAUUAUGGGUGUGAAUAGCAUCCAAGACUUAAAAUGAAUUGCUAUUUGUAACUAUAAACAAAACUUUUUGUAGUCCUAAAAUAAUUAAAUUACUAUUUUGUCAUUUCUUUUUUUUUAAUUCAAAUUUUCAUAACAAUCCAACCAAACACCUCUUCCCUCCCAGCAUAUGUUGUCGGUUUCCUGUCAGCUAACGUCGCCGUAGACGACAAGUUCUCACCGAAGACGUGCGUUCCCGCCGGAGACGACAGAGAGCAUCGUCGCCGGAGAAGAGGAGAUCAGAGCAGCCUCGUCGGAGAAGAAGACCUAAUCGCCGAAGGUAAGGUUUUCGAAUUAUGUACAAAUGGCGAGGGUCAAUGGCGGUUUGACCAGAUGACGAUGACGCCCAACCCAAACGUCGUCAGCAACCACGCGACGCCUGAUCCAGACGUUCGUCCACGCGGUCGCUGGCGGGAGGUGGCGGUCGCCGACGGCGAAUUGAAUAAGAGUGUUUGUUGGAAAGUCUUUGACUUUUUUCUUGGAAUGUGUGAAUUGCGUGUAUUUAUAAGUGAUGGAUAUUUAUGUCCAUUUUUAACUUUAAGGCUGCAAAUUAAAAAAAAAACUUAGGACUACAAAUAGUACACCCCAACUUAAAAGGUCAAUGACCAUACAUAACGCUACACUUAUCAUUUAUAGAAGGUUUAACUUUUCGUCCAAUUAAUUUUAUCGGUCUAUUUUUUAAGUUAUAAUUUAUUUUUUUCACAAAAAAAUCAUAUUAAUUGUACUCUUCAAAAUGAAAUCCACUUCAAUAUAUUUUGAAACAAAAAAAAAAACACAUUUAUUACUAGUCUAUACCAUGUGGUGAUGCUUGGUAGUACAUAAUAUUAUCUGACGUGGUAUGAAAGUGUAUCAUGAUGGUAUGAAUAUAUAAUAGUGUAGAAAUGCUAAGAAUUAGCCAAACGUUUUGUCACAAGUCAAAGUAAUAGACAUUAGUCUGUUACCUUUAACUAUCUCUUAACGGUCCUCCACCUCAGCUGCCACCUCAUCAAUGAAUAACUAUCUCUUAACGGUCCUCCACCUCAGCUGCCACGUCAAACUUUUCUCGCGUUAUUUUUUAUUAUCCAAACCUAUUGAAUUCCUAAUAAUUGGUCAAAUAUUUUCUAAUGAAUCAAAAUAUUAGUCAUUUUUACGUUAUCGUUAAUAAUUUUGUAACUCUUUCCUUAGUUAAAAUACUAAAAUUAGCGGAAUGUU
Molecule: messenger RNA, 4832 nt
Organism: Linum trigynum
Lineage: Eukaryota; Viridiplantae; Streptophyta; Magnoliopsida; Malpighiales; Linaceae
Source: the annotation of a GenBank genome assembly